AUGUAUUUCACUCUGUUUAUUAUCUAUCUAUCUAUCUAUCUAUCUAUCUAUCUAUCUAUCUAUCCGUUUAUAUUGUUCUCAGAAAUCUAUCUAUCUAUCUAUCUAUCUAUCUAUCUAUCUAUCUAUCUUUCUAUUCUACCGCAACGUUUUUUUCUAUUUGUUUAUUCCUUUUUCCUCCCUAUGAACCUUUCUUCGUCCACAUUCUCAUUUUUCUCUUUCUUUUCCUCUUCACUCAUCAUUUUUCUAUUCAGUGUUUCUUUCUUCCCCCAUUCUCCUAUUUCUCCACCUCUUUCUCCUUUUUUCUUUUUCCCUCAUAACUUUGUAUUUUCCUCUUUUUUCUUUCGCCACUUUAAAUUUUAUUUCUUUUUCUCCGUUCUCUCCUCCACCUUUUCCCUAGUUUUUUUCUCCUACUGCUUCCGUUUCUUUGUAUCCUCUUCCUCCAUAUUUGGCCAGUUUCUCUUUCUUUUUCUCCACUAUUUAUUUCACACCCUGUUUCUCUUUCCGUUUUCUUCUCCCUCUCCCAUCGACACUUUUCAUCCUUUCUCUUGUAAAUAUUCAUUUAAUUUGAUUCGUUCGCUCCCUCACACACUCGUUACUUCAAAAUCUUUUCAUAUCUAUCUAUCUAUCUAUCUAUCUAUCUAUCUAUCUAUCUAUCUAUCUAUCUAUCUAUCUAUUCAAGAGUUCCAAUAA
Acanthosepion pharaonis is the source of this 690-nucleotide messenger RNA. NCBI's taxonomy places the organism in Eukaryota, Metazoa, Mollusca, Cephalopoda, Sepiida, Sepiidae. The record is from the annotation of a GenBank genome assembly.